This is a messenger RNA of Nicrophorus vespilloides, 1270 nucleotides long. Its product is annotated as venom allergen 5-like. The record is from RefSeq and is a predicted model, not a curated record. The transcript has 8 exons. NCBI's taxonomy places the organism in Eukaryota, Metazoa, Arthropoda, Insecta, Coleoptera, Silphidae. Bases 517 to 1221 code for a protein of 234 amino acids.
GCCCUUUAUAACUCUCUCUCUCUCUUUCCAUCCCGAAAUGACCUGGGGGUGAUGAUGUUUUAGGAGCGGAGCAACUGGUGCGGCCAGAGAAAAGGGCAAUUAAUAAUUCCGUUUCUAUACCUCAUCAAUUUGCUAGCUGUUAUUUUAUUUUUUGUGCUCUACCAUCUUCAUCUUUAUCUUAGCAUAUUUUGAUCUCUGUUUGCCUGCGGACCACUCCGAUCGACUACACAUCGUCCGCAUCCUUGACAUCGGCGGUCCAAGUAUAUAAAAAUCGGAAUUGCUUGAGGUCUACCGAGUGGACUUGAAUACGCCAGACAGAUUGGCGAUCCGGAUUCACCUCAUUCAUACAUUCUUUAUCAGCGAAAACAUCGAUCCGUUCGCCUUACAAACCAAUCGAUUAUAUCUUUACAUAAACCCAAAACCAAAAAAAAAGGAAACGCAGUGCAUCAAAGAUUACAUCUUAACAAGACGGAGGAAGAAAGUGAUUAUUUUGUGUUACUAAUUACAUAAUCCAAUAUGAUGAUGCUCCAGACCAUCGCGUUGAUAUGCGGAUGCAUCACCAUGGCAACCGGUUGUUCCAAAACAAUGAUAAAUGGACACGGUGUGACAAACGGCGACAAGAACAUGAUUCUCGACUACCACAACAGGAUGAGACAGUCAGUCGCAAUGGGUCAGAUCUCGGGUCAGCCGACUGCCGCAAACAUGAUGGAAAUGAAAUGGGAUGAUGAACUGGCUCAGAGGGCGCAGAAAUGGACGACAUCGUGCUUGGCGGAGACCCACGACGGUGCAAGACACAGUUCAAGAUUUCCGGUGGGACAGAACAUCGCGACCAUGUGGACCACCGCCCGGCCCCGCACUGCAUUAGACAUGAUGGCCAAUUUCGAUUACGCCAUCGGCCGAUGGUUCGACGAGUAUAAAUAUUACAGCUACGGCCCCAUCAAUCCUUAUUCACACUCCACCGCCCAUUACACCCAGAUGAUCUGGGCUGAAACUAAUCUGAUCGGAUGCGGUUUCGCGUUUUACUUUGACGCUGCCAAAGGAUUCACGAAGAACUACGUCUGCAAUUACGGAUCCAGCGGAAACGUGGUUGGACAGUUGCCGUACGCCAAGGGACGUCCGUCGUGUGAAAGAUUCAAUUUGGUGCCGUCCAGGAAGUAUACAGGACUCUGCGACAAAUCGAAUCGCUACUUCUACGACCUGCAGACCAACUACAUCGGCUGAAGGACGACCCCGGCCGCCUCCAAUCUAAAUCCGCGCAAUUAUUUAUUGA